This is a messenger RNA of Didymodactylos carnosus, 258 nucleotides long. Lineage: Eukaryota; Metazoa; Rotifera; Eurotatoria; Philodinida; Philodinidae. The record is from the annotation of a GenBank genome assembly.
AUGGCAAAGGGGCUGUCAGUCAAUUUUACGGUCACUCAGCUAUAUAAUCGUUUACCAAAUCAAGAUUAUUGUGGAACAAGCUAUUCAACACAUUAUACUAGUACACUGUCCACAUAUUAUGGGGCAACAGUUAUCGGAUUGGUAGGUGAAGGAAAAGCUUUGGGCAGAACACUCAAAAACAAUUUGGUAUUGGGCCAAUGCUCAGAUCGUGUUGGGCCAUCGCCCACUGGCCUCCCCCGUAGUUACGCCUAUGCUUGA